AAAAGUUGACUUUUGUUUUUACUGAUUUGAAACUGCUUCAAGUAGAAAAAUUAGUAUAUGACAGAAAUGUCUUGCACAAGAUCGCAAUAAUUUGCGCUGUAUUCGUUCGUAAAGUUUAACUACACGCGUUCAAACAAAUCGAAAAAAUCAUAUAAUUCGUGUUCACAUGAUAAAAAUUUAUUAAAUGAUCCUGAAUUAUAGAUAAUUGUAUAGCAAAAAAACAAUAUGUCGUAUAUAAAUGAGCAAAAUCAGGGAAGCAAAUAUGGACAACUUGCUAAAAAAUUAUUAAAGAUAGCUUCAAUAUCUGGUAGGAAGGUUGCACUUCGUCAUGUUGGUGAACCUAUUGAUUAUUCUACUGAACUGUUGCACGAAUUUGGUACUACAGAUAUAACAAUUGGAGAUGUUACAGCAGAUGUUAUGAUAACAACAAUGGGUAAAAUUCCAAAUGAAAUGUUUUAUUUAGAGGAUACAGUUGCUACCGUAGUUCCACAAAGAAUACAGGAAACAUCUACAUUUGCAAAAGCUGUUAUGGCAACGCAAGAAUAUUAUCGACCAACAGAGUCCUCCAGCCAUUCGCCAGUUUUAAUUGCUUUACUAACCGCUCUUUUUAUAAUAUUGUUAUUAUGCUGUAUUACAGCAUGCAUCGUAACUAAGUCGAAGAGAAGAAAUAAUUUCUUUGGGAAGGGAAACAUGGAAUGCGAACCAGGAUGUACAGGACUGAAUCAGCCUCUGCUAGGAAAACUUUCAACCACUACAAAUAAAACCAGCAUUAGCUCUUUGAGAAAUUAAAACUGAUUUUGACACUAACUUGCAUACAACUUGCAAUAACUUUUUAUCGAAUAAAACACGGUCUUGAGGAAUUAUUAACGUGCGAUGUAGAAAUGUAAUACAAGCUGAUUAUAUUAUGCGUAGGCAUUGUGAUGAAACAGCACAUUGAAAAGUGAAAUGUUCUUCGAACUGAUAUUCCAAGAAUAUCUACAAAGACAAGUUUUGGAAAAGUUACAAGAUAUAUGAUAGAUUUCGGACCAAUGGAAAAUAUAAAAUGGUAACUUUGCUGAAAAUACGUUUGGAAAGGUCACAUGUAACCAUAGAACGAGCGAAAUGUGACUUAACCUAUAAACUAGACAACUUACCCGGUUU
Bombus terrestris (buff-tailed bumblebee) is the source of this 1140-nucleotide messenger RNA. RefSeq lists its product as uncharacterized. The record is from RefSeq and is a predicted model, not a curated record. NCBI's taxonomy places the organism in Eukaryota, Metazoa, Arthropoda, Insecta, Hymenoptera, Apidae. Bases 226 to 789 code for a protein of 187 amino acids. The transcript has 3 exons.